Messenger RNA from Phlebotomus papatasi, 657 nucleotides. RefSeq lists its product as uncharacterized. The coding region runs from base 1 to 657 and encodes 218 amino acids. The record is from RefSeq and is a predicted model, not a curated record. NCBI's taxonomy places the organism in Eukaryota, Metazoa, Arthropoda, Insecta, Diptera, Psychodidae. Gene Ontology annotation, molecular function: nucleic acid binding. The transcript is spliced from 2 exons.
AUGGCACCCAAUUUACUUCUGGAGUUUUCAAACAGCUCUGUCAAUCAAGAGGUUGAGAGAUUCGUGGAUACACUCAAAAGAUCACUGCGCAAAAUGGAGAAUGAAGGAUCAUUGAAGGAGAAUUUGUGCAAAUUCCUACACUACUAUAGAUCAACACCGAAUCCAAACUCUCACAAUGGUUUAUCUCCAGCAGAAGCCUUUAUUGGAAGGAAAAUUCGCACAAAUCUGUCACUUUUGAUUCCAAAAGAGGCGGAGCAGGAGGAGAAACAACCUGAUCCAGUAGAUCUUCCGAGAGUAUUCCAGCCAAAAGAGAAGAUCUAUGCCAAACAUUUCACAGGAAACACAUCAUUCUGGGUUCCUGGUGAAAUCAUUGAGAAAGUUGGAGCAGUCAUGUACAAUGUUCUCGUACAGCUGAAGAGUGGAAGAAUAAGGCUUAUUCGCUCUCACGUUAAUCAAAUCAAGAAGCGAUAUUCCGAUACACCUCAGGAUUGCCCUAUUCCUACUGAUCUUUUGCUCGAUGAUGAGAGUGAGGAUGAGCAAAUGGAUGUUGAUGAAGAGGAUAGUGGUGACAGACCACAACCGCGCAGGAACUGGAGAAAACCGGAUAGGAAGACACCACCAUCAUUGCGUCCUCGACCAACCAGGAGAUUUCUUUAA